UCUGUCCUUCCAGGAUAGGACGUAGAAGAUGGCCGGAAGGCUGAAGAUCCAGGCUUGAGAGCUUGAAGGCCGUAGAAGUGACCACGCCAGCGUGGGUCACUUCGGGGAGGCAGGAAAAACUCCCUUAGGCAAUGCAGAGUCCUCACUAGUAACCUGACUGCUGGGAGAGAGGGUGAGGACCUGCAGAGAGAAGAAGAAUAUGUCUGGAUGUGGUUCAGCGCUACACGCCGGUAUUACCGGGCGUAUGCUGAUGACGUCGCACUACCGUUCUGUGUAGGUGCGCGUCUAAGUGGACAAGGCAGUAUAAACCAGGAACUUUAUGGAAAGCAGGGGAAUGGAAUCUAUUACCCAAUUGUGAUGUGCUGCCUUUCGGACUAAAGAAAAGGAAAAUUUCAGGCCAGCUUCUACCAAUGGCCUCCUCUAGAAACCUAAACAGGUUUUGGGAAUGGGGCAGAAAGAUUAUCUGUGUGGGGAGAAAUUAUGCGGAACACGCCAAGGAACUUAAAAACGCAGUCCCUACAGAGCCGGUGUUGUUUCUGAAGCCCCCGUCGGCCUACGUGAGGGAAGGGUCCCCGGUGCUCAUUCCUUACUACAGCAACAAUCUGCAUCACGAGGUGGAACUUGGGGUUGUGAUCGGCAAACCAGGCAAGAAUAUCGAGCAGUCUCGGGCAAUGGAACACGUGGGGGGUUACGCCUUGUGCCUUGAUAUGACCGCCAGAGAUACUCAGGACAAGUGCAAGAACAAAGGACUUCCCUGGACUCUAGCAAAGGCCUUCGACACCUCCUGCCCCAUCAGUGACCUCGUCCCCAAAGAGCAAAUACGAGACCCCGGUGAUGUUAAGAUAUGGCUGAAAGUGAACGGAAGUCUACGGCAGGAGGGCAGCACCUCGUCCAUGAUCUUCCCCGUCCCUUUUCUUAUUAGUUAUAUCAGCAAAAUCAUCAGCCUGGAAGAAGGAGAUCUCAUCCUAACGGGAACGCCGGCAGGGGUCGCGUCUGUGCAGGAACACGAUGAGAUGUUGGCAGGGAUUGAUCACAUAAUCAGCAUGAAAUUCAAGGUUGAAAAACAAUCGUAACGGCAAGAGCGAAUUCAAUUUGGAAUCUUAACGCAGAGAAUUUGGAGAUCAAAUAGCAAAUAACCACUAGGUGGCAGAUUUGACUUACAAAACAAGCCUGCUGGCAUCUGCAGAAUCAUUUUUUAAAACUCAAAAACAAGGGCAAAACUGUUGAGAAGUAAACCCUGAAACUGCUUGGGGGGGGUAGUAGGAGGAGGCAGAGGGCACCCCGUGGGGCAUCAACUAAUAAGCAGUUUUAAAAUACGUUUAUAUAAAAGGUUUUAUUCCCAAAUUUGGGGGAUCCUCAAAUGAUGGAUAGUCAUGCCAGCAUCAAAGAUUUUUUUGUGCAACCCUUAGGGGCAGAUUUAUCAAGGGUUGAGUUGAAAAUGUGAAUUUUUAAAUUAAAAAUUCUAGUUUAUUGUAGUGUAAUUUGACUAGGGA
Molecule: messenger RNA, 1493 nt
Organism: Xenopus laevis (African clawed frog)
Lineage: Eukaryota; Metazoa; Chordata; Amphibia; Anura; Pipidae
Gene: fahd1.L
Product: fumarylacetoacetate hydrolase domain containing 1 L homeolog
Exons: 3
Coding region: 411-1073 (220 amino acids)
Cellular component (GO): mitochondrion
Molecular function (GO): acylpyruvate hydrolase activity; oxaloacetate decarboxylase activity; oxaloacetate tautomerase activity
Source: RefSeq, a predicted model, not a curated record